GCCGGGCCUCUCCGGAGUCCCGUUGGAAGCCGCCCCAACCCUCCCAGCCUCCAAUGAGGGCCCUUUGGCUUCGGAGGCAAACUUCCAUGAGCGCUGCUGGAGGCGGGCAAGGGGGAGGGCAGGGGGGAGGAGAGCUGGGAGUUUCCCCGCGCCUGGAGUAACUUUCCUCGCAAGGAGGAGGAAAGAAAGGAGGACGGAGAAGCAACAGGAGCGCGAAAAGGCGGCGAGAUGGGCCUGGUUGAUCUGCUCCCCUUGCCCCCUUUGGGCCUGGCUUUGGCCACUCUCCUGGCGCUGGGGGCGUUGUGGCAUUUCUGCAGGAGGAGAAGGAGACCUGGCGAGGCUCCCUUAGAAGCUGGUUGGAUCCCAUUAUUGGGGCACGCUCUGAAUUUUAGAAAUGAUGCUACCAGCUUUUUAUUGUCCUUGCAGAAAAAACAUGGAGAUAUUUUCACAAUAUAUUUGGCUGGCAAGUAUAUUACAUUUAUAUUAGACCCCCUGCAGUUUCCUUCUGUAAUCAAGAAUGGAAAAAACUUGGAAUUCACGGAAAUAGCAGAUGAGAUCUCAUCCCGAGCAUUUGACCAUCCACCUGUUUUAAAAGACAUUUAUUCAGGCCUAAGUGAAAAUGUGCACAGGAGUUAUCAAUACCUUACAGGGAAACCAUUGGAUGCACUCUCUGACAGCAUGAUGACAAAUCUCCAAAGUCUAUUUAAGGCAAAGUUCUCACAAACAGCAGAUUGGAAAAAAGAGACAGUGAAUAAGUUCUGCUUCUCCAUCAUAUUUGAAGCCAGUUUUAGAACGCUGUAUGGAAGAGAUCCUGAUGCAGAUGGCUACAGUGUAACUGAUGCCAUCGGAGACAAGUUUCUCAAGUUCGAUGCCAAAUUUGCCUAUUUGGCUGCAAACAUACCAGCUGAAUUGUUGGGAGAAACCAAGGGAAUCCGGAAAGAACUUGUCAAUUUCUUUAAACCUGCAAAUAUGGCAAAGUGGUUGGGAUGUUCAGAGGUGAUCCAAGACAGAAAGAAUGUGUUCGAGAUGUACGAAGCACUUGGAGACUACGACAAAGCAGCACAUCAUUUCGCCUUCAUGUGGGCCUCUGUGGGAAACACGAUUCCAGCUACAUUCUGGGCCAUGUAUUAUCUUCUGCGGCACCCAGAAGCUCUUUCAGUGGUGCGUGACGAAAUUGACCAUUUGCUGCAGUCAACAGGUCAAGAGAGGGGGCCAGGAUUCGACAUCCACAUCACCAGAGAACAAUUGGACAACCUGGUCUACCUAGAGAGUGCCAUAAAUGAAAGUUUACGAAUGUGCUCGUCUUCUAUGAACAUCCGCCUCGCAAAGGAACCUUUUAUUCUGAAGCUUGAAGGGAAUGUGGAAGUCAGUUUGAGAAAAGGAGAUUACAUCGCUAUUUAUCCUCCAAUUCUACACAUGGACCCUGAGGUCUACCAAGAUCCUGAGCAAUAUAAAUUUGACCGUUAUAUAGAAAACGAAAAGAAAAAGACGGCUUUCUACAAGCAGGGAAAGAAGUUGAAAUACUUUCUGAUGCCUUUCGGCUCCGGGGUCAGCAAGUGCCCUGGCAGGUUCUUUGCAAUUAAUGAGAUUAAGCUGUGUUUGGUGCUAUUGUUGUCUUAUUUUGAUAUGGAAUUAUUGGAACAAAAACAAAUUGGAAUGGACAAGAGUCGAUUCGGCCUUGGAAUCUACUUGCCUGAUUCUGAUGUUCUGUUCCGCUACAAGCUGAAAUCUUAAUAUGGAAAUUCAGUUGUUGAUUGAACAUCCUACUCUGAUUCAUUCUGUCUCUUGCUAUUAAAUUCUGUAUGGCUUUCAUAUCUUUCUGGUAUAUUUCAAAUAUGAAAUUUGCUGCAUUUUGAUUUAUGCAAAAUAUUUCAGAUGAUGUCAAAGACACCUUCAUAUUUGCAAAGAGCCAAGAUUUAUGCAUGAGGCAAGAUGCACAGGUGUUAAUCGGGAAUGGGAAUCUUAUGGCCUUCUAAAUGCCAUUGAACUGUAGCCCCUAGUAUUACCAUGCGGGGAUAAGGCUGCUGGAACAUGCAGCACAGUCACAACUGGAAGGCCUUACAUUUCCCACAGCUGGUGUGAAUCCAAUUGCUAGUCCAAGCUAAAGUUCAUCCAGUGAAUCAAUAGACUAUGGGAAGCAAGCAUAUGUAUAUAAGUUCCAUUGAUUCAAUAUAAUUGAUUUGGAACUUGUAUAAAUUAUCUGUUGAAUCGAUGGAAUUAUCAGUUGAAUCAAUGUAAGUUCAGCUGAUUCCAUAGAAUUAAAAUAUUAGAUUGUUGUAGGUUUUUUGGGCUAUAUGGCCAUUUUUUAGAAGCAUUCUCUUCUGACGUUUCACCUGCAUCUAUGGCAGGCAUCCUGAGAGGUUGUGAGGUCAUUAAAAUAUUGUUCUUGGGACUCAAAAUGACAUUGAGGACAAACAGUAUAUUCUCAUUGAAACAUCAUAAAGAAGGUUCAGGAGAGAUUUGGGAUUCAAAGGUUUACAAUUGCUAAUAGAAAUUGUGGGUUUUAUUCUUUUGACAUUGUUUCUGAUAAGCAUUAAUCAGCCUUCACAAAUGUCUUCAUAUUUAGGAUGAAAAAAUGUUUUGGAUGAAUAUCGAAAGAAUCAAAGCAGAUACAUGGAUCCAGGCCUAGCACUGUUAGAGGUCUGGGUUUGAGACCCUGCAUAUUCAGUCAUGUUAGUACUAAAUUAGUACUGACAUCUUUCUCUUCAAGAAGGAGAAUGACAAACUAGAACUUGUGCAGAGAAAUGUGACCAAAA
Messenger RNA from Anolis sagrei ordinatus, 2756 nucleotides. RefSeq names its product cytochrome P450 family 7 subfamily B member 1 (gene CYP7B1). Gene Ontology annotation, biological process: bile acid biosynthetic process; cholesterol homeostasis. NCBI's taxonomy places the organism in Eukaryota, Metazoa, Chordata, Lepidosauria, Squamata, Anolidae. The record is from RefSeq and is a predicted model, not a curated record. Gene Ontology annotation, molecular function: iron ion binding; oxysterol 7-alpha-hydroxylase activity; heme binding.